UCCUCUCAACGACAUGCCGUCCGUGGAGGCUCGCCGUUCCUCAUUUUCUGAGGCUUCCGAGUUGUUUGAGUUCUUCAACGACGUCGCCCUCGACUUGUGCCCCGCCGACGAUAUCUUUUUCCGCGGUAAACUCGAGCCCUUCAACCACAGACCCCAUUCCGAUUCUCCUUCCGUUGAUCACAGACCCGUUAGAGAAUCCAAUAUUCCGCCCAAUCCACGCCUAAGAUCCGACUCGAUUUCUGGGGUCCGAUUUCAUGUUUCUCGAUCGAACAGUGUGGGAACGUCCAGCAAUUCUCCCCGCUCCGUUAUGAUGAGGAAUAGCAGGUCUCUCGAUUGCCGCAAGCUUCGUCGGUCUUCGAGCUCCGUUGUGUUUAUGGCUCCGGAAGUGGAGCGAAAUUCUUCGACGGUUAAGAGAGCGACGUCGAAGGCGCGCUGGUGUUCCGUGAUGCUGGGGACGGUGAAGCCACCAACGGAGAUGGAGCUCAGCGAUAUGAAGAACCGGCAGGCUCGGCGGAACCCGUCGAGGAGGAUGUUCCCGGCGGUGAUUGAAGGAGGAGGGAAGAUGGCGGAGAAUCGGAGCUCGGCUAAGUGUUCUUGGAGGAUACUGAGAGCCCUCACUUGUAGGGAUCGUAGAAGUGUAUCGGUGACGACGUCGUUAGCCGUACCACAAGCCACCUGAUCAGAAGUCACGUGACUUGCACAUGCAUAUUUGUCCGGAAGUAACCUCAUGGCGGCGCCGGACGAUGAGGGUGAUUGCCGUGCAUGUCAGGGCAUUUUAGUCAUUAUGAGUAAAUUUGAUCUUGAUAUUGCGUAGAAGGGAAGAUGGUGUACAGUGGCAAUCCAUGAGGGAUUAUAUAAUGGUAUUGGUACGCGUAUGCCCUUUCCU
This is a messenger RNA of Neltuma alba, 886 nucleotides long. RefSeq lists its product as uncharacterized. The transcript has a single exon. The record is from RefSeq and is a predicted model, not a curated record. NCBI's taxonomy places the organism in Eukaryota, Viridiplantae, Streptophyta, Magnoliopsida, Fabales, Fabaceae. The coding region runs from base 14 to 679 and encodes 221 amino acids.